Solanum dulcamara is the source of this 2782-nucleotide messenger RNA. RefSeq names its product mechanosensitive ion channel protein 3, chloroplastic-like. The coding region runs from base 397 to 2520 and encodes 707 amino acids. NCBI's taxonomy places the organism in Eukaryota, Viridiplantae, Streptophyta, Magnoliopsida, Solanales, Solanaceae. The transcript has 15 exons. Gene Ontology annotation, biological process: transmembrane transport. Gene Ontology annotation, cellular component: membrane. The record is from RefSeq and is a predicted model, not a curated record.
UUUGUUCCACGUAAGAAGUUGGAGAAUUAUCCAAAACAGAUAUUCCCUUUCAGUUGUUCACGCAACUGUAGCCGUCGGUGUUUCCGUGUCGCUCAUCAUCUUCCUCUACCAAUUCCAUCUGAUUUUAGCUGCUUUUCAAGUAAAGUAGCUUCAGUUUCUGAGAUAAUAUCACCGAUUUUAUUGGUUUUAAGCUUGUGCAAUCGAUAGAUCAGAGUGCUAGUUGGGUGUGGACUACCACUGCACUUGUUAAUCCUUUGUGACAAUGAGUGGAGACUUUAGUGUGUAUAAUGUCAAAAAGAGUUUCAGCUAUCUUUAAGGCUCUGAAGAUAAAGGUUCUUCCCAUAUGCACUUUAACAUUGUGACUUUUGGGUGUCAUUUCUUUAAGCAUAUUAGACAAUGGCAGCUGCUGUCUCAUUGGUGCUGCCCCGUGAAUUCCCAAUACACGGGAAAUGUGGAUUAAGCAAGGGCACAAUGAGCAGGAGCCAGACAGAUUCUUGCAGCAUAUUUCUGCCAUCACAUUCUACGCGGCAGGAUCGUUGGAGCAUCUAUCUUCUGAAUACUGUACGCAGGCCUUUGUUUUCCCAUCCUUCACCGACUAGAUGUAAUGAAUUACUAUGCCGCUCCUUUUUAAAGCCAGGUGGAGGAUAUGAGUGUCAAGUUCUGGAAACAGCAACACUAAUAUGGAAAAGUUUAUUUUGCAGGUCAUUAAGUACUAUACAUCUAAGCCCACUUGUGCUUCAGCUGGUUCUGGCCAUUGGUGUUCUUGGUUUUGCUGCAUGGGGUCUCACUCCACUGAUGCGCUUUGGAAGAAUGCUUUUCCUUCAUGAAAGUGAUAGCAAUUGGAAACAAAGUAGCUGGCAUUAUGUUACAGCCUCCUAUCUUAAACCUGUGCUUUUAUGGUCUGGAGCAAUACUUAUAUGCAGAGCAAUAGAUCCACUGAUUCUACCUACAGUUGCUAGCCAGGCAGUCAAGCAAAGAUUUCUUAAUUUUGUACGAUCAUUAUCGACAGUGAUGGCACUUGCCUACUGUUUAUCUAGCUUGAUUCAGCAAACACAAAAAUUCCUCGUGGAGACAAAAGACCCAGCUGAUGCAAGAAAUAUGGGGUUCGAAUUUGCAGGGAAAGCUGUAUAUACUGCAGUAUGGGUUGCAGCCGUUUCGUUGUUCAUGGAAUUGCUUGGUUUUUCUACACAGAAGUGGCUGACAGCUGGGGGUCUUGGGACAGUAUUGCUCACUCUUGCUGGUCGUGAGAUACUUACAAACUUCCUCUCGAGCAUAAUGAUCCAUGCAACAAGGCCCUUUAUUCUAAAUGACUGGAUACAGACUAAGAUACAGGGCUAUGAUGUAUCUGGCACAGUGGAGCACGUAGGUUGGUGGUCACCAACAGUCAUAAGAGGUGAUGAUCGUGAAGCAAUUCAUAUACCAAAUCACAAAUUUUCAGUGAAUAUCGUCAGGAAUCUUACUCAGAAGACUCAUUGGCGGAUCAAGACUCACCUUGCCAUCAGCCACUUGGAUGUGAAUAAGAUCAAUAACAUUGUUGCGGAUAUGCGGAAGGUUUUGUCGAAACAUCCUCUAGUAGAACAGCAACGACUACAUAGGCGAGUUUUUCUGGAUAACAUUGAUCCAGAGAAUCAGGCUCUUAAGAUAUUGAUUUCUUGCUUUGUGAAGACACCUCGUUUUGAAGAGUACCUCCGAGUGAAGGAAGUUAUAUUGCUGGAUCUCCUUCGAGUAAUCAGCCAUCAUCGUGCUCGACUUGCUACACCUAUUCGUACAGUGCAGAAAACAUCUCGCGAGACUGAUGUGGAUGAUGUACCAUUUGUUGAUUCCGUUUUUUCUCGUAACCGGCCUAACCGCCAAGUCCUCCUUAUAGAGCCUUCUUAUAAGAUCAGUAGUGACGAUAAAACCAAAGCUUCUGCUCGUUCAGUACAAUCUGAUGAAGAAAAAGACCAAAAGGUUGAAACACCAAGUACAUCACGGGCCGCUGAUGACACAAAUGGCAAACCAUCAACUCUUACUGAGAAGGAAGUCGUUAAGGCCUCAUCAGCAUCAAAUGCUAAUGGUGAUUCCAAAGCACCAACGUCGCCAUCAGAUGGAAAAUCACUAAAACAAGGAUCUACCAGUUCAGUUAAAAGCAACUCUGAGAAAAACCAAGUUGCUUCGGUUGCUGGAGACCCACUGGGGUUGACAUCAGAUACAUCCAUUGAGAAGACAAAUUUGGCAACUUCUGCUUCAAAGGCACAACAAGAUGCUGAAAGAUCAAUCUCAUCACCUUCAGUGGGAAGGCCCAUGUUAGAAGAUAACAUUGUUCUUGGUGUUGCACUGGAAGGGUCAAAACUAACACUUCCAAUUGAGGAAGAAACGACUCCGCCUUCUCCCUCUUCAACAUUUUUUGACUCAGAAUCAAAAGAGUUAGCUGCCUGCCGGAAUGGGAAUAGCUCGACCAACUCAAACAAAGAUAAGACGGACGAUAAGAUACCAGGAGCUCCAAGUGCAUCAGAUGACCAAAAAGAACGCGAAAGGUGAUUAUUCGAAGGUUCAACAAUGUGCAAUAAUGCGCUAAGGCUAUUUUUUAGAGCUUGCAUUGUGCACUGAUAAAUUUUCUCAUGAAAUUCCACUAUUUAUAGUUGUGGAGCAGUAGUUGGCUUGUAUUUAGCAAUUAAUAAUGAUCAAUGAAAGGCAUAAUGCUACUAACUAUUAGCUUCAAAUGAAUAAAUUUAAGAAGCUAAUUCUCUUCUCUGGAAUAUUAAUUAUUAUAAAGAGUUUUUUAAGACGACUGUGCAUUAUA